Messenger RNA from Sphaeramia orbicularis (orbiculate cardinalfish), 3360 nucleotides. RefSeq names its product serine hydrolase-like protein. The record is from RefSeq and is a predicted model, not a curated record. Gene Ontology annotation, cellular component: membrane. Bases 109 to 1089 code for a protein of 326 amino acids. NCBI's taxonomy places the organism in Eukaryota, Metazoa, Chordata, Actinopteri, Kurtiformes, Apogonidae. The transcript is spliced from 12 exons.
CGUCAAAUGUUUAAGUCCAAGGGAGGUUAGAAGUACUCGUUUAGAACCAGAAAAGCGUUUGAUUUUUUUGUUAUUUCCACUGAUUAUUAGAAAUUGGUGUCGUUCAACAUGAUGCAAGCAUUGAAAGGUAUCAGACACCUGACUUCGAGCGCGUUAAAACAAGCCGUGUCAGAGCUCUCCAUACCAGUCCCAUGGGGGGAGAUCCGAGGUAAAGUCUGGGGUCCUGAACAUGGUCGUCCUGUGUUGUGUUUACAUGGCUGGGCCGACAACUGUGGGACAUUCAACACCCUCAUUCCUCUUCUGCCCCAAGAGUGCAGAUAUGUGGCAGUGGACCUGGCAGGUCAUGGUUUCUCAUCACAUCGUCCUCCUGGAACUUUCUACUCUUUUCCCUUAUAUGUGGCAGAUGUUUGCAGAGUUGUUGAUGCUCUGCAGUGGGGGAGAUUCUCCAUCAUAGGGCACAGUAUGGGUGGUAACAUCGCUGGACUGUUCAGUGCUUUGUAUCCUGAGAUGGUUGAUGCUGUCGUUCUGCUGGAUUCCUACGGGUUCCUACCUACAGAUCCGCAAGAAGUGCCUAAAGUGAUGAGAGAAGGGAUAGAUGGCCUGAUAAAGUUUGAGAAAAGCUCAGAAGAGAAAAAGGACAGAGUUUAUACAUAUGAAAAGGCCGUUGAAAGGUUAUCAGCUGCAAACCCGACCCUUUCUGAACAGUCUGUUCACAUCCUGUUAGAACGAGGUCUACAUGAGGUUGAAGGAGGAGUUAUAUUCUCCAGAGACUUCCGUAUUAAUCUGAAAAACAUAGUGCGGAUCAGUUUGGAGCAGAGUCUGGAGAUGCAGGCGAGGAUACAAGCCUCUGUUUUAGUUCUUCUAGCAGAAGAUGGCUUUGAGAAAAUAUUUACCCAAGCGGAUCAAAAGAAAUAUACAUCAGCACUUCUACAAGGCUAUAGAGACAAAAAUCACACGGUGGUGAUGGUACCAGGCAAUCAUCACGUCCACCUGAAUAACCCAGAAGCUGUUGCUCCAUUAGUGUCGGAUUUCCUACGGACUAAAGUGUUGUCGCACUCAGACACUGAGGUUCAGGGCCCAAAACUAUAGUGCAUUUUCUCUAGCACACUGUAUCCGAUUUACACAGCAGUUUAAGUCCAAGGCCCAGUUUACACGACAACGCUUUCAGGUGAAAAUGACAACAUAUUUUAUCAGAUGUGCCUUUUGUUUAGAUGGCAACAGCGUUUUUGGGGAUUGGAAAUGCAAAAAAGUGAAACCACCUUCCAGAGUGGAAAUCUUAGAAAGACUCCAUUCUCACGUCACCAUCUAAAGGGUUGAAAACACAAAACUGCAUUUUCUCGUCUCGUAGAGUUUACAUCACAGGCAUGCACCAGUACAGGAAAACAACAUGUCAGAUUAUUUCCCUGCGAUGGACUUUCAAGUUGCCCUAGCCACUCUAAUUUACAUCCAAGAGUCAUUUCAGCAAUUGUCACAAACUUUAUAGAGAGCAGUAGACAGCAGAGAAGGCACAUUAACUACCUUCAUCAAAUUAUUGAUGCACCAAUAUACAGCGGAGGUGAACCAGACAGCUAUGGAUGAGACCUGGGUGGACUUGUCAGUGGUGGCACAACUUUGUUAAUGGAGUAGUUGAUGACCGUGCGUGGCAUAAAUAAUAAUAAUGAUAAUAAUAAUAAUAAUAAUAAUAGGAAAUUUCAUACACUUUUGCGUGUCUGUCUGUAUGCAGAUUUUCCCCCCAAAACGCAUGUCUAAACACGGAAUUAAAAGGGAGAACGCAGCGCCACUUCUGCGUUUUCGGUUCAUAUCGUUGCCGUCUAAACGUAGCCUAAUUCUAUUCAUAGGUGCUUCUUUUCAGUCUGUCCAGUUUUUAUUCAUUUUCUAUCCGUGCAUAAGGAAAACCUCUGGAGUGGAGAGACCUGAAAUAUCCCAAGGGCAAAAAACUUUGCACCACUGGAAAUGAUGGAAAUAUUAGAUUGUAAUGAAACAAAAAAAAAAACAUUGAAUGAGAAAGUGUGUGUAUGUGCCAAAAUGUUUGAUUAGUAUAGUAACUAUCUAUAUUGUAACCAUGAUGAUAUUCUCAAGCUCCCUUUUGAUGAAUUCCUGAAAAUUCUGUUUGUUUUCAAACAAGCCUAUUAACAACUGAGAACUGUUGCAUUUAUUUCUGCACUGUUUACUCUCACCUCAGUGCUUUUCACACAAUCAUCUUCUCAACCCGGAUCAUACCUCAUCUUUACAGUGAACAUUUAUUUACGAAUUUCAACAUUAAAUUUUAAGAUGCUUAUUUGUGUCUGUUGUUGCUUGAGGACAUGUGACUGUGUCCAUGUAACAUGUUUUUACACAAAGGAGUCAAACAGAUACAUUUGGAAAAUAAAUAAUAAACGAUAAGAUUGCAUGAACAGAGUAAAAGGUAUGAUGAGAAGGAGAUCAGUAAUGUGUGUUUACUUGUAUGUUCACAUGUUGGACACAUUUAUCUUAAUGCAGGCAGAGCCAUGAUGCAGAUGAGCUAAAACUUGAAGUUUAAUUCUUUGGUAUUGAAUCAAUAUAUUGAGCUGUAUUUAGAGUUUCACAGUUUCUGAUGCGCAUCAAUGAAGUAUUCAGAUUAUAAAGUACUAAGACCACACAUUACAAGUUAUCAAAACCUUUCUUAAAUAUAAAUAUGUAAAUAUUAUCAACAAAAUGUUAAGUAUAUAAACUAGACAUUCAGUCAUGAUGCUUUUGGAAAUUGAAUUUUAUUUCUGCAGUAAUGUGUGUAUUGCAUUUUACUGCUGUAGAUGUUUAAGGUUGAGCUCGUUUGUUCUAUAUUCACUGUCUGUAGUUACAUCAUCAGAGAUCAUAUAUUUGUAGCAUUGCCUUUUUUUGGCAAAUCUUUAAAAAGACAGCUUUAAUGAGCUCAGAUGGACAAUUCGCCUGAUGUCAGCUUUGUGAUGAUGAAUUUCACAUUUGUAGAUUUUGGAAAGGCUUUUUAGUCCAAUGGCCCAAAGGUUCUAUGGACUAUUGGUAUUAGUUGCCAUCCGUUUGUAAAGAAUUUUUCAAGAAACGUAUCCAAAACCAUUAGCCACAAUCAAUUGAAAUUCAUAGCAGAGGUUCCUUGGGGCAAGGUCUACCAAAUUUGUUCAAAGAAUUGAGAAAUACUGAUUUUUGAAUUUUUUUAUGAAUGUUUGAAAUGUUAAAAAUCCCUAUUGGUGUAUAAUGGAAGAAAAUUCAAAGUGCUGUAACUUCAAAACAGUUGGAGAUAUGGAUAUAAUUACUAUUGGAAAUAGGAAGUUACACAUGGGCUUUCAUUUUGUACCAUGACUUUUGACCUUGAGUGACCUUGAAAGGUCAAACAAAUGUCAAUGUCUGUAAAUAUGCUCUUGAACUACA